Talaromyces rugulosus is the source of this 2862-nucleotide messenger RNA. RefSeq lists its product as uncharacterized. The coding region runs from base 1 to 2862 and encodes 953 amino acids. Lineage: Eukaryota; Fungi; Ascomycota; Eurotiomycetes; Eurotiales; Trichocomaceae. The record is from RefSeq and is a predicted model, not a curated record. The transcript has 4 exons.
AUGGCCGAUGAUCAUAUACAAUCACUCCGGCGGCUGGCCAAAAGAUACCAUAUCCGGCCGCGGCUGCCGAGUGACGAGUGGCCCGAAGCCCAUGUGAAAACUUUUCGGAAUAUCAAAGCGUUGGGAGAAUAUAAAUUCGACACGUAUUCUCACAGCAUAAGUGUCUUGUCCGACAAAGAACCGUGGAAGCAACAGACCCAGGCCCGGGCACGAUGGCUGACAACCCGAGCAGAACGUUUGUUUGGCCAAGAUCGUAAUGAAGCUGGUUGGCGAUUUGGGCUUGAAAACGACGUAUUACGAAGAUUUACGGUGGAAGUUGCUUGUCCGAGGUGCCGCGCCAGGGUUUGGCAAUCCGAGAUCCAAGCAACGUGGAAUAAUGAAAACGAAGACUACGCGCAACAGCUCGAGGAGCGCAGGAGAAUGCGGCGGCCAUGUCAGUGCCCACCGAAUGAGCGCCCUAUGGAUUCCUACGACAUCGGUAUGAACACUUUGUUCGAUGAUCGAGCACAAGAGUUUGUUAUUCAUGAGGAUUUGAUCAAGUCUCAACUCCCGAAGCAAGGCCCAGAUCGCGUUUUUGGGCUGCAGAAUACGAGAAGCUUUGAUAAGUUGCUAUCUAGUCCUGUCAGACCCGACUUGGCGAAUACUCCCGGGGACACUAUUGCAGAUAUUCUUAAAACCACCCCUUUUAAGACACAGGCAGAUCCUCUUUUAUUUCCCUUUCUGGUGCUUGAAGCCAAAUCUGAAGGUAGUGCCAGUGGAUUUGAUGCGAUACUGGUCCAAUCAUCCUUCCCAAUACGAGCUCUUUUGAAAAUGCAGGACAACCUACGAUCAAAUGUCUCAGGAGUAGAAGGAGCCUUUAGUCCUUUGGUAUGGUUUCUCGCAUCCCGUGGGGAUGCGUGGCGGGUUUAUUGUGGACAUAUAACAAAGGGAAAUAAUGAGGAGCCAGCAAAAUACGAUAUAACUUUGCUGUGGUCUGGUUCUCUGCUGCACAAGGACAAUGCCCUACAAUUGGUCCUGAUAGUCGACUAUAUCAUGGACUGGGCCAGAGAGGUCUAUCGCGAUUCAAUCCUGAGACAGCUUAAAUCACUGGUUACAGGCCAAUCAUUUGAUCAGGUCAGCCUCGUAGAUAGCGAUAUAUUUUCUAUGCGAAGGGACAUUUCCAAUUGGAUUCCUGCGCCACCUAGCACUGUAUUCGAUGGGCUUACACUAUCGACUUCUGUUGUUAAUCGGGAAGACUCUCCUCCAUCGUCAUCAGUGGAAGAGCAAACAAUGCUUGAUAUUCGGAUCCCGAAUACAAAACUCGGAUCUGUUCAGUCAGCUUCCAGUGCAAAUUUUCGUUUUGUCUGUCUCUAUCUCACAGAAACGCUUAUUCAAAAUUUUUUGCAAGUCGUUGGAGGGAGUCAGAAUAUUGAAUCAAAAACAAAGAAAGCUGCACAAGAUAUCGUCAACUUCAUUACACAAUUCGAGGAUGUUCUGGUGAUGUCUAAAACAGACCUUGACUUGUUUGAGACGCUUUGGACUGGUGCAGCUGCACCAAUAGGUCCGGCUAAGAAUGCUGAUGAAUUUUAUGUUUUUAUGGAAGCAAGCUGGUAUUUCAGUUCUUCUUGGGAAAUUACCAGAGAGGUGUCCUGCCUCGCUGUUAACAAGUCGGCUUUCAAAAUUUUAGCGACAUGUGCAAACUUUGGUGUUCGACACAAGGGCGUCGAAAAUCUUCCAAAGUACGAGCGACAUUGUUCUAGCGAUGAUAUUCGCGAAUUGAUUGGCUGUAUCCGAUCUGGUUCGCCAUGGCAAGUCCUUCUAGCAACUAUCUCGUGCACGCUAGUGACAAUAUACCCCCUUCCUCUUCGAUGGAAAGAGGACUUUCCGCUUCGUGUGAGUAUUCUUGGCCUUGGGUAUACACAUUUUGGCCGAGUAAAGCCAUUUAUUAUGAAGUAUUUAAAAUCGGAGCCGUGGGAGCCGAGGAAAAAUACGAUUGUCCCGGGCCGCGAAAUUAACAGGCUUUUAAAGCAAGGGCAUAAAAUCAAUGAAAUUUUUGACAUGAAAAGGGAACAACCGCCCAAGCAUACGGAUAAGCCAUGGAAACGGAUUUCAGAGACACUUUUUACUCUUAAGGACGAGCCUCAUGAUCGGUCUCGUUGUGACAGAUGUAAGGGAAGUCCCAGAAGCAAUAUCUCGCCCUUCGCCCAUGGUUUCCUGGACACAAGAAAUCAACCUGUGUUAUCGGACUACAACGCAAUCUUGGUGGUCUCGCUACAACUUACUAGCCGUGGAGUUUACACACCUGAUUCCUGCGUGUUUGCACUGAGUGGGGUGCAUGAGCUUGACGAUAAUAUCGGGCUUUCAGUAAUGAUUGGCAGCCUAAUACAGGGUAAUCUUAUAUAUCACACACUCAAGUAUGAUGUUAAUUAUUCCACAUCGCAUUUCGACAUGUACAAUUUGCCAUUGCCAUACCGCUCCGUGACAGGCGAAGAGGAACUCCGUUUACUAAACUGGAUUCGUGAACUUCAAGAUGAAGAUUUUCAAGUACACAAAGAAGAUGAACUCCGAGAUGAGAGUUCCGAGUGGAACUUUACUCGAGCGCUGAUGUACCUGCUCAGAAUUGGCCACACAGAGAAGGAAGCAGCUCUUUUUAUGACCAAGGAAUCUGCUUAUCAAUAUGAUGAUGUACUUUCCAAGAUGCCGAAGGAAAAUCGAGGUGAAAGUGAGAAAUUUGAAUCAUUCCAACAAGUCGAUCUCCGUGGUGAACAACUCGCUCAACGGUAUUCCUCAUGGAUUGAAGGGAAGGUAUUUCUCAAGCGUGAAUACCCCAAUCAAUUCAACUAUAUUUCCUCCCUGCAGAAUCUCCAUUAUAUAACAGUAUAA